Carya illinoinensis is the source of this 1760-nucleotide messenger RNA. RefSeq names its product F-box/kelch-repeat protein At1g80440-like. The coding region runs from base 475 to 1554 and encodes 359 amino acids. Gene Ontology annotation, molecular function: protein binding. Gene Ontology annotation, biological process: regulation of phenylpropanoid metabolic process; negative regulation of cytokinin-activated signaling pathway. The transcript has a single exon. The record is from RefSeq and is a predicted model, not a curated record. Lineage: Eukaryota; Viridiplantae; Streptophyta; Magnoliopsida; Fagales; Juglandaceae.
CACAUGCUUACCCAAACUGAAACUGGGAUGAUCCCAAUCCAUAGUAUUUGUUUGUCAAUGCAAUAUUUGAAGGGAAAAAAAAAAAAGUGCGAGACAGAGAGAUAGGAACAAAUUUACAAGCCGUUUCAAUGGUAUCCGGUGGUCUCCGUCAGUUCAAUCCAAAAAAAUUCUAGAAACUCUAUUUGUUUUAAUUAUAUUACUAUAGCGCCGCGGAAUAUGCACGCUGUAAAGGAUGGGGAACAGAUCCCUGCCUUGGAACUUGGACACCCAAACAAAAGAAAAGUUGACCCCUUUGUGGUGCUUUUAUAGUUCCCAAGUUCCACUUCUUAUAAAUACAUAUCAUACAUCAAAUGCCUCUUCAAACCUGGUCUCUAGCUUCUUCAAUUACCCAGCCUAUUUGUUUCCCUGCUUUUUCAUAGCCAAUACCAAGCUCUUUUUAAUCGUUGUUAAUUCGUGCCUUUUCUUCAAGUACUGAUGACGGAAUUGGUUUCAGUUCUUCCCGACGAUAUUGUCCGCGAUUGUCUUGCUCGUGUUUCUUACGAGGGUUUCCCGACUAUCGCAUCAGUGUGUAAAGAUUGGAUGGCCGAGAUUCAGCUUCCGGAGUUUCACCGGCUACGGAAGGACGCUGGCCAUGCUCAGAAACUCAUUGUCAUGGCCCAAGCUCGGGUCGAACCCAAUCUCAUGACUUCCGGCGUAAUAAAGUGUUCGGUUCAUCACCCGGUUCACCGCCUUACUAUAUGCGAACCGGAAACCGGUGUUUGGAGGGAGCUGCCGUUGGCGCCCGAGAUGUCUGCCGGAUUACCGAUGUUUUGCCGCUUGGCUGGAACGGGGUCGUAUUUGGUGGUGAUGGGUGGAUGGGAUCCGGUGACGUGGACUGUCUCCAAUUCGGUGUUCGUCUAUAAUUUCCUGACUGCCACUUGGCGGCGCGGGGCGGAUAUGCCGGGUAGGCCCAGAACGUUCUUUGGGUGCGCAUCGGAUUCGGAACGACGGAUGGUUUAUGUCGCCGGUGGACAUGACGAAAACAAGGUAGCGCUGAGAUCCGCUAUGGCGUAUGACGUGGACGAAGACGAGUGGGUCAUGUUACCUGACAUGGCAAGAGAUCGCGACGAGUGCAAGGCGAUAUUCCACGCUGGCAAGUUCCGCAUCAUCGGUGGCUACUGCACAGAGAUGCAAGGCAGGUUCGAGAGAACGGCCGAAGAAUUCGAUGUCUCCACGUGGUGUUGGAAUCAUAUAGAGGAGGACUUCUUAGAAGCUGGCAAGUGUCCACGCACUUGUGCCGGAGGCGACGACGGGGCAGUUUACAUGUGUAGGGGAGCUGAUGUGGUGGCGAAUAAAAGUGCCAAAUGGCAAGUGGUGGGCAAGCUACCUGCUGAGGUGUGCAAUGUCGCUUACACGUGGAUGUGGCAGGGAAAGUUUUUGGUGAUUGGUUCUGCAGGGUUUGGCCGAUCCCACGUGGGUUACAUCCUGGAUUUGAAAUGUUAUUCAUGGAGGAAAGUACAGACCCCUGAGAACUACUCCGGACAUGUUCAAGCUGGGUGUUAUUUUGAGAUUUAACCCUGCCGUAUUUGUUUUUUGUUUUUGUUUUUGUAUAUUUUUUCCCUUUAUUUAAUUUAAUUUUUUUUAAAGCAAAAUCUUUACUUGUAUAUAUAGAGUCAGAAUUGAAAUUGCUAUAAUCAAUAGGCGUGUUUUAUGUUAAUUGCAUCCAAAACAGAAUUAUUAUUUGAAAUUGAAAAUUUAUUGUCUAAUUUCAUUUACCAAAC